AUGUUGCCUUCUAAAGCUUUCGCUGUGGCCGUUCUUUUGUCAUCGGCUUUUGUAUUUCCUCUUCCACAAAAAAAUGACGAGACUCCCCAUCUACAACCACAAAAAAAAUCCCUCGCGUUAACGAUAGUCGGGGCUGCCAUAGGCAGCGCAAUGAUGGGGACCACGAUGGCAUCUCAUAAGAAAGAAUUCGACGCCCUGAGGAAGGUGGCGAAGCUAGAGAAGGGACAAACAUACGCACCAGACAGCCCGACCAACCCCAAGUUCAGGCCUCCAAUGCCUCCAGAUAUGGAUGACAAAUUUGCAUACAUGUUCAGAGAGAACCCUAAGGAAAAGGCAAUAUCCCCAAGACCGAAGCCAGGACUUGGCAGCGACGGUACCGCUCAGGAUCUAUGGUUCAAGACACCCGGUGACAUGAAGGAGAAUGGCUGGUCGAAGCGAUGA
Messenger RNA from Hymenoscyphus albidus, 441 nucleotides. The record is from the annotation of a GenBank genome assembly. NCBI's taxonomy places the organism in Eukaryota, Fungi, Ascomycota, Leotiomycetes, Helotiales, Helotiaceae.